GAAAACCGAAAGCCAAAUGAAGAAAAGCUGCGCAGAUGUUCAGCUCUAUUCCACGUGUUACAAUCUUAUCUAGAACCUACAGACAGACAGAGAACACUGUUCUGCACUGAUUUCAGCAUCUGCUGCUCAUUUUAUCAACAUCUGGAGAACCUUCAGACACCAUGUGUUCCACGCAGAACCAGAAGUGAUGCUGAGACAGAAGAAGAAAAGAUGGUGAGCCAAGCCACUGGAGUUAGUUCUGUUAGAUUGAUGCCCUGUGUGAACUUGCCUUUCUGAAACGAUGGCAGAGUAUCAGAAAGUUGAAACCUCUGAAAUUGGACUCCUCCAGAAGCACUCUGAGAGUGAAAGGACUAAGGAGAGAUCAACAUCCCCUGUGUCGAGUUCUGUGUCCGUGACGACUAACCGAUCAGGGGCUGAGCCUCCCAACUUACAAGAGGGAUCUGUUCCUCAGGAAAGGACUAAGGAGAGAUCAACAUCCCCUGUGUCAAGUUCUGUGUCCGUGACGACUAACCGAUCAGGGGCUGAGCCUCCCAAAUUACAAGAGGGAUCUGUUCCUCAGGAAAGAGAAACUCAGAAGAGAUCAGAUGCCCCUUUGUCCAGCUGUGUGUCGUUGAAGAAUAACCGGUCACUACCAGAGCCUCCAAACCUCACAGAGGGAUCCAUCUCUCAAGAAAGAUAUCAAUCAGGGUCAAAGUCAAGGGGCAAGCUUCAAAAGAAGAUUGAUGAUCUCUUCAACAUCUUUGAUGCACUUGAGAGAAAAAUAAUUGGGCUUGUAAAGCACGAGCUGGAAAUGUAUAAGAAACUUCUGAGAAGGCAAAACACAAAGUAUAAUAGAAAAGUCGAGCAAAGCAAAGGGAGUUUAAGACAUGAAGUUCUUAAUAUCACGGUGUCCUUCCUGAGGGAUAUGGAGCACGAGGACCUCGCUGAUGCACUGCAAAAUGAGAUGAUUGAAUUAAUACAGCGUCCACUCAAAAAAAGAAUGAAGGAGAAGUGUCUUCAUGUAUAUGAAGGAAUUGCAAAGCAAGGAGAAUCCACCAGUCUAAACACCAUCUACACAGAUCUGUACAUCACUGAAGGUGGAGCUGGACAGGUCAACAAAGAACAUGAAGUGAGACUCAUUGAGAAGAACAAUGUAAGAAGAGACACAAAUCAAAUGGAGCAAGAGGUGCAGAUCACAUGCGUGGACAUGUUUAAACCUCUACCUGAAGAAGACAAACCCAUCAGAACUGUUCUGACCCAGGGGGUUGCAGGUAUCGGAAAAUCAAUCUGUGUGCAGAAGUUUAUUUUGGACUGGGCUGAAGGUAUAAAAUAUCAGGACAUCCAGUUAAUCUUCCCUCUUCCCUUCCGAGAACUGAACCUGAAGAAGAAAGGAAGACACAGUUUGAUGGACAUCAUCUAUUUAUUUUUCCCAGAGACAAAAGGACUGAGAUUAUCAGAUCAGAAUAAUGUCCUGUUCAUCUUCGAUGGACUGGAUGAAUGUCAGCUUCCUUUAGCAUUUCAGAAAAAUGAAAUUCUGAAUAAUGUCUCAACAUCAGCCCCACUGGACGCUGUGUUGACGAACCUCAUCAAGGGGAAUCUGCUGCCCUCUGCUCUGAUCUGGAUAACCACUAGACCAGCAGCCACCAGUAAGAUCCCUGCUGAGUGUAUCGACCGAGUCACAGAGGUGCGCGGCUUCAAUGAUGAGCAGAAAGAGGAAUAUUUCAGAAAGAGAAUCGGUGAUCAGGACCUGGCCAGCAAAAUAAUUGAUCACAUCAAAGAGUCAAGAAGCCUCCACAUCAUGUGCCACAUCCCCGUCUUCUGCUGGAUCUCAGCCACUGUACUUCAGAGGAUUCUGGAAGAAACAGACAGUGAAGAAACACCAAAGACCCUGACACAAAUGUACACCUGCUUUCUGAUCUACCAGACCAUACAGGGGAAUGUGAAGUACACAGGUAAAAAUGCCUUGGACAUACCGUGGGAUAAAGAGGGGAUUCAUUCACUGGGAAAGCUGGCUUUUCAGCACCUGAAAGAAAACAGCCUGAUCUUCUAUUCUACUGAUCUAGACACCUGUGGCAUUGACCCCAGUAAGAUAUCAGUGUACUCAGGACUGUGCACUCAGGAGACAGUCAGAUUUCAGGACACAGUUUACAGCUUUGUACAUCUGAGCAUUCAAGAGUUCCUUGCUGCUGUAUUUGGGUACAUUUCUCUCAGAAAUAACCAGAAGAAUGUUUUAGACCAUCAGUCUGAAUCACAGGAGAGCAAAAAAACAGAAGUCAUUGAUUUCCUCAAGACUGCAGUAGACGAGGCUUUGAAGAGUGACCAUGGACAUCUGGACCUUUUCCUUCGCUUCCUUCUGGGUCUCUCACUGGAAUCUAAUGAGAAGCUCAUUCAAGGUCUGCUGACCCAGAAAGGAAGCAGGUCUGACUGCCAGAAGGACAUAGUUGAGUACAUCAAGUUAAAGUUUAAGGAAAAUCCAUCUCCAGAGAGAUCAAUCAAUCUUUUCUACUGUCUGAAUGAGUUAAACGAUGAUUCUCUAGUGAAGGAGAUCCAGAGUUACAUGAACUCAGGACGUCUCUCUGAAGCUGAACUCUCACCUGCACAGUGGUCAGCUCUGGUCUUUGUCCUGCUGACAUCAAAGGAGAAGCUGGAAGUGUUUGACUUAAAGAAGUUCAUCAGAUCAGAUGAGUGUCUUAUCAGACUGCAGUCGGUGCUCAAGGAAGCCACGUCAGCUCUGCUGUGUGCGUGUAACCUGACAAAGAGAAGCUGUUCAGCUCUGAGUAAAGUUCUCAGCUCUAAAUCCUCUAAGCUGACUUUGCUGGAUCUGAGCGGGAAUCCUAUAGAGGACAGAGGAGUAGAGCUGCUCUCAGCUGGACUGGAGAGUGCAAACUGUAAACUGGAGACACUGAGCCUUUCAUUCUGCAGUAUAACAGAGGAAGGAUAUGCUGCACUGGCAUCAGCUUUGAAAUCAAACCCCUCAUCACACCUGAUAGAGCUGGAUCUCAGUGGAAACAAUCCUGGAGAUACAGGAGUGAAGAAGCUCAUUAAUCUACCGGAUGAUCCAAACAGUAACCUGAAGAAACUGAGGCUCCUGAAGAGUUCUACUGCUGAAGAAGCCUGUGAUUCUCUGACUAAAGUUCUAGGAAUCAACCCCUUACUGCUGAGAGAGCUGGACCUGAGUGGGAAAUUACAAGGAGAUUCAGAAAUGAAGAAGAUCUCUGAUCUACUGGAGGAUUCACACUGCAGACCUAACAAACUUCUGCUGAAUAAGUGCAGUAUUACAGAGGAAGGCUGUGCUGCUCUGUCAUCAGCUCUUUGUUCAAAUCCUUCACACCUGAUAGAGCUGGAUCUGAGUGAGAAUCAACUAGGAACCUCUGGAGUGAAGAAGAUCUGUGAAAUGUUGAAGAAUCCUCAAUCUGUGCUACAGAAGCUACAACUUUCAUCCUGCAGUAUAACAGAGGAAGGAUAUGUUGCUCUGGCAUCAGCUUUGAAAUCAAACCCAUCAUCACACCUGAUAGAGCUGGAUCUCAGUGGAAACGAUCCUGGAGAUACAGGAGUGCAGAAACUCAUUGAUCUGCUUGAUGAUCCAAACAGUAACCUGAAGAAACUGAGGCUAUUGAAGAGUUCUACUGCUGAAGAAGCCUGUGAAUCUCUGACUAAAGUUCUAGGAAUCAACCCCUUACUGCUGAGAGAGCUGGACCUGAGUGGGAAAUUACAAGGAGAUUCAGAAAUAAAGAAGAUCUCUGAUCUACUGGAGGAUUCACACUGCAGACCUAAAAAACUUCUGAUGAAUAAGUGCAGUAUUACAGAGGAAGGCUGUGCUGCUCUGUCAUCAGCUCUUUGUUCAAAUCCUUCACACCUAAUAGAGCUGGAUCUGAGUGACAAUCAACUAGGAACCUCUGGAGUGAAGAAGAUCUGUAAAAUGUUGAAGAAUCCUCAAUCUGUGCUACAUAAGCUACAACUUUCAUUCUGCAGUAUAACAGAGGAAGGAUAUUCUGCACUGGCAUCAGCUUUGAAAUCAAACCUCUCAUCACACCUGAUAGAGCUGGAUCUCACUGGAAACGAUCCUGGAGAUACAGGAGUGCAGAAGCUCAUUAAUCUACCGGAUGAUCCAAACAGUAACCUGAAGAAACUGAGGCUAUUGAAGAGUUCUACUGCUGAAGAAGCCUGUGAUUCUCUGACUAACGUUCUAGGAAUCAACCCCUUACUGCUGAGAGAGCUGGACCUGAGUGGGAAAUUACAAGGAGAUUCAGAAAUGAAGAAGAUCUCUGAUCUACUGGAGGAUUCACACUGCAGACCUAACAAACUUCUGCUGAAUAAGUGCAGAAUUACAAAGAAAGGCUGUGCUGCUCUGUCAUCAGCUCUUUGUUCAAAUCCUUCACACCUGAUAGAGCUGGAUCUGAGUGACAAUCAACUAGGAACCUCUGGAGUGAAGAAGAUCUGUGAAAUGUUGAAGAAUCCUCAAUCUUUGCUACAGAAGCUACAACUUUCAUUCUGUAGUAUAACAGAGGAAGGAUAUUCUGCACUGGCAUCAGCUUUGAAAUCAAACCCCUCAUCACACCUGAUAGAGCUGGAUCUCAGUGGAAAUGAUCCUGGAGAUACAGGAGUGCAGGAGCUCAUUAAUCUACUAGAUGACCCAAACAGUAACCUGAAGAAACUGAGGCUAUUGAAGAGUUCUACUGCUGAAGAAGCCUGUGAUUCUCUGACUAAAGUUCUAGGAAUCAACCCCUUACUGCUGAGAGAGCUGGACCUGAGUGGGAAAUUACAAGGAGAUUCAGAAAUGAAGAAGAUCUCUGAUCUACUGGAGGAUUCACACUGCAGACCCAACAAACUUCUGCUGAAUAAGUGCAGUAUUACAGAGGAAGGCUGUGCUGCUCUGUCAUCAGCUCUUUGUUCAAAUCUUUCACACCUGAUAGAGCUGGAUCUGAGUGACAAUCAACUAGGAACCUCUGGAGUGAAGAAGAUCUGUGAAAUGUUGAAGAAUCCUCAAUCUGUGCUACAGAAGCUACAACUUUCAUUCUGCAGUAUAACAGAGGAAGGAUAUGCUGCACUGGCAUCAGCUUUGAAAUCAAACCCCUCAUUACACCCAGUAGAGCUGGAUCUCAGUGGAAAUGAUCCUGGAGAUACAGGAGUGCAGGAGCUCAUUAAUCUGCUGGAUGAUCCAAACCGUAACUUGAAGAAACUGAGGCUACUGAAGAGUUCUACUGCUGAAGAAGCCUGUGAUUCUGUGACUAAAGUUCUAGGAAUUAACCCCUUACUGCUGAGAGAACUGGACCUGAGUGGGAAAUUACAAGGAGAUUCAGAAAUGAAGAAGAUCUCUGAUCUACUGCAGGAUUCACACUGCAGACCUAACAAACUUCUGCUGAAUAAGUGCAGUAUUACAGAGGAAGGCUGUGCUGCUCUGUCAUCAGCUCUUUGUUCAAAUCUUUCACACCUGAUAGAGCUGGAUCUGAGUGACAAUCAACUAGGAACCUCUGGAGUGAAGAAGAUCUGUGAAAUGUUGAAGAAUCCUCAAUCUGUGCUACAGAAGCUACAACUUUCAUUCUGCAGUAUAACAGAGGAAGGAUAUGCUGCACUGGCAUCAGCUUUGAAAUCAAACCCCUCAUUACACCCAGUAGAGCUGGAUCUCAGUGGAAAUGAUCCUGGAGAUACAGGAGUGCAGGAGCUCAUUAAUCUGCUGGAUGAUCCAAACCGUAACUUGAAGAAACUGAGGCUACUGAAGAGUUCUACUGCUGAAGAAGCCUGUGAUUCUGUGACUAAAGUUCUAGGAAUUAACCCCUUACUGCUGAGAGAACUGGACCUGAGUGGGAAAUUACAAGGAGAUUCAGAAAUGAAGAAGAUCUCUGAUCUACUGCAGGAUUCACACUGCAGACCUAACAAACUUCUGCUGAAUAAGUGCAGUAUUACAGAGGAAGGCUGUGCUGCUCUGUCAUCAGCUCUUUAUUCAAAUCCUUCACACCUGAUAGAGCUGGAUCUGAGUGAAAAUCAACUAGGAACGUCUGGAGUGAAGAAAAUCUGUGAAAUGUUGAAGAAUCCUCAAUCUUUGUUACAGAAGCUACAACUUUCAUUCUGCAGUAUAACAGAGGAAGGAUAUGCUGCUCUGGCAUCAGCUUUGAAAUCAAACCCCUCAUCACACCUGAUGGAGCUGGAUCUCAGUGGAAACGAUCCUGGAGAUACAGGAGUGCAGAAGCUCAUUAAUCUACAAGAUGGUCCAAACUGUAAACUGAAGAAACUGAGGCUAUUGAAGAGUUCUACUGCUGAAGAAGCCUGUGAUUCUCUGACUAAAGUUCUAGGAAUCAACCCCUUACUGCUGAGAGAACUGGACCUGAGUGGGAAAUUACAAGGAGAUACAGAAAUGAAGAAGAUCUCUGAUCUACUGGAGGAUUCACACUGCAGACCUAACAAACUUCGGCUGAAUAAGUGCAGUAUUACAGAGGAAGGCUGUGCUGCUCUGUCAUCAGCUCUUUAUUCAAAUCCUUCACACCUGAUAGAGCUGGAUCUGAGUGAGAAUCAACUAGGAACCUCUGGAGUGAAGAAGAUCUGUGAAAUGUUGAAGAAUCCUCAAUCUGUGCUACAGCAUUUGCAACUUUCAUUCUGCAGUAUAACAGAGGAAGGAUAUGCUGCUCUGGCAUCAGCUUUGAAAUCAAAGCCCUCAUCACACCUGAUGGAGCUGGAUCUCAGUGGAAAUGAUCCUGGAGAUACAGGAGUGAAGAAGCUCAUUAAUCUGCUGGAUGAUCCAAACAGUAAACUGAAGAAACUGAGGCUAUUGAAGAGUUCUACUGCUGAAGAAGCCUGUGAUUCUCUGACUAAAGUUCUAGGAAUCAACCCCUUACUGCUGAGAGAGCUGGACCUGAGUGGGAAAUUACAAGGAGAUUCAGAAAUGAAGAAGAUCUCUGAUCUACUGGAGGAUUCACACUGCAGACCCAACAAACUUCUGCUGAAUAAGUGCACUAUUACAAAGAAAGGCUGUCCUGCUCUGUCAUCAGCUCUUUGUUCAAAUCUUUCACACCUGAUAGAGCUGGAUCUCAGUGAGAAUCUACUAGGAAACUCUGGAGUGAAGAAGAUCUGUGAAAUGUUGAAGAAUCCUCAAUCUGUGCUACAGAAGCUACAACUUUCAUUCUGCAGUAUAACAGAGGAAGGAUAUGCUGCACUGGCAUCAGCUUUGAAAUCAAACCACUCAUCACACCUGAUGGAGCUGGAUCUCAGUGGAAACGAUCCUGGAGAUACAGGAGUGCAGAAGCUCAUUAAUCUACUAGCUGGUCCAAACUGUAAACUGAAGAAACUGAGGCUAUUGAAGAGCUCUACUGCUGAAGAAGCCUGUGAUUCUCUGACUAAAGUUCUAGGAAUCAACCCCUUACUGCUGAGAGAGCUGGACCUGAGUGGGAAAUUACAAGGAGAUUCAGAAAUGAAGAAGAUCUCUGAUCUACUGGAGGAUUCUCACUGCAGACCUAAAAAACUUCUGCUGAAUAUGUGCAGUAUUACAGAGGAAGGCUGUGCUGCUCUGUCAUCAGCUCUUUGUUCAAAUCCUUCACACCUGAUAGAGCUGGAUCUAAGUGAGAAUCUACUAGGAAACUCUGGAGUGAAGAAGAUCUGUGAAAUGUUGAAGAAUCCUCAAUCUGUGCUACAGAAGCUACAACUUUCAUUCUGCAGUAUAACAGAGGAAGGAUAUGCUGCACUGGCAUCAGCUUUGAAAUCAAACCCCUCAUCACACCUGAUGGAGCUGGAUCUCACUGGAAACGAUCCUGGAGAUACAGGAGUGCAGAAGAUCAUUAAACUACUAGAUGAUCCAAACAGUAAACUGAAGAAACUGAGGCUAUUGAAGAGUUCUACUGCAGAGGAAGUCUGUGAUUCUCUGACUAAAGUUCUAGGAAUCAACCCCUUACUGCUGAGAGAGCUGGACCUGAGUGGCAAAUUACAAGGAGAUUCAGAAAUGAAGAAGAUCUCUGAUCUACUGGAGGAUUCACACUGCAGACCCAACAAACUUCUGUUGAAUAAAAACAGUAUUACAAUGAAAGGCUGUGCUGCUCUGUCAUCAGCUCUUUGUUCAAAUCCUUCACACCUGAUUGAGCUGGAUCUGAGUGACAAUCUGCUAGGAACCUCUGGAGUGAAGAAGAUCUGUGAAAUGUUGAAGAAUCCUCAAUCUGUGCUACAGAAGCUACAACUUUCAUUCUGCAGUAUAACAGAGGAAGGAUAUGCUGCUCUGGGAUCAGCUUUGAAAUCAAACCGCUCAUCACACCUGAUAGAGCUGGAUAUCAGAGGGAACAAUCCUGGAGAUACAGGGGUGAAGAAGCUUGUUGAUCUACAAGAUGAUCCAAACAGUAACCUGAAGAAACUGAGAUAUCAAUCAGGGUCAAAGUCAAGGGGCAACCUUCAAAAGAAGAUUGAUGAUCUCUUCAAUGUCUUUGAUGCACUUGAGAGAAAAAUAAUUGGGCUUGUAAAGCACGAGCUGGAAAUGUAUAAGAAAAUUCUGAGAAGGCAAAACACCAAAUAUUAUAGAAAAGUCGAGCAAAGCAAAUGGGGUUUAAGACAUGAAGUUCUUAAUAUGACGGUGUCCUUCCUGAUGGAUAUGGAGCACGAGGACCUCGCUGAUGCACUGCAAAAUGAGCUGCUUGAAUUAAUACAGCGUCCACUCAAAAAAGGAAUGAAGGAGAAGUAUUUUCAUGUAUAUGAAGGAAUUGCAAAGCAAGGAGAAUCCACCAGUCUAAACACCAUCUACACAGAACUGUACAUCACUGAAAGUGGAGCUGGACAGGUCAACAAAGAACAUGAAGUGAGACUCACUGAGAAGAACAAUGUAACAAGACACACAAAUCAAAUGGAGCAAGAGAUGCAGAUCACAUGCAUGGACAUGUUUAAACCUCUACCUGAAGAAGACAAACCCAUCAGAACUGUUCUGACCCAGGGGGUUGCAGGUAUCGGAAAAUCAAUCUGUGUGCAGAAGUUUAUUUUGGACUGGGCUGAAGGUAUAAAAUAUCAGGACAUCCAGUUAAUCUUCCCACUUCCCUUCCGAGAACUGAACCUGAAGAAGAAAGGAACACACAGUUUGAUGGACAUCAUCUAUUUAUUUUUCCCAGAGACAAAAGGACUGAGAUUAUCAGAUCAGAAUAAUGUCCUAUUCAUCUUCGAUGGACUGGAUGAAUGUCAGCUUCCUUUAGCAUUUCAGAAAAAUGAAUUCUUGAAUAAUGUCUCAACAUCAGCCCCACUGGACGCUGUGAUGACGAACCUCAUCAAGGGGAAUCUGCUGCCCUCUGCUCUGAUCUGGAUAACCACUAGACCAGCAGCCACCAGUAAGAUCCCUGCUGAGUGUAUCGACCGAGUCACAAAGGUGCGCGGCUUCAAUGAUGAGCAGAAAGAGGAAUAUUUCAGAAAGAGAAUCAGUGAUCAGGACCUGACCAACAAAAUAAUUGAUCACAUCAAAGAGUCAAGAAGCCUCCACAUCAUGUGCCACAUCCCCGUCUUCUGCUGGAUCUCAGCCACUGUACUUCAGAGGAUUCUGGAAGAAACAGAGAGUGAAGAAACACCAAAGACCCUGACACAAAUGUACACCUGCUUUCUGAUCUACCAGACCAUACAGGGGAAUGUGAAGUACACAGGUAAAAAUGCCUUGGACAUACCGUGGGAUAAAGAGGGCAUGCACUCACUGGGAAACUUGGCUUUUCAGCACUUGGAAAAAAACAGCCUGAUCUUCUAUAGAGAGGAUCUAGAUGCAUGUAGCAUUGACCCCAGUAAGAUAUCAGUGUACUCAGGACUGUGCACUCAGGAGACAGUCAGAUUUCAGGACACAGUUUACAGCUUUGUACAUCUGAGCAUUCAAGAGUUCCUCGCUGCUGUAUUUGCGUACAUUUCUCUCAGAAAUAACCAGAAGAAUGUUUUAGACCAUGCGUCUGAAUCACAGGAGAGCAAAAAAACAGAACUCAUUGAUUUCCUCAAGACUGCAGUAGACAAGGCUUUGGAGAGUGACCAUGGACAUCUGGACCUUUUCCUUCGCUUCCUUCUGGGUCUCUCACUGGAGUCUAAUGAGAAGCUCAUUCGAGGUCUGCUGACCCAGAAAGGAAGCAGGUCUGACUGCCAGAAGGACAUAGUUGAGUACAUCAAGUCAAAGUUUAAGGAAAAUCCAUCUCCAGAGAGAUCAAUCAAUCUCUUCUACUGUCUGAAUGAGUUAAACGAUGAUUCUCUAGUGAAGGAGAUCCAGAGUCACAUGAACUCAGGACGUCUUUCUGAAGCUGAACUCUCACCUGCACAGUGGUCAGCUCUGGUCUUUGUCCUGCUGACAUCAAAGGAGAAGCUGGAAGUGUUUGACUUAAAGAAGUUCAUCACAUCAGAUGAGUGUCUUAUCAGACUGCAGUCUGUGCUCAAGGAAGCCACGUCAGCUCUGCUGAGUGAGUGUAACCUGACAAAGAGAAGCUGUUCAGCUCUGAGUAAAGUUCUCAGCUCUGAAUCCUCUAAGCUGACUUUGCUGGAUCUGAGCAGGAAUCCUAUACAGGACAGAGGAGUAGAGCUGCUCUCAGCUGGACUGGAGAGUGCAAACUGUAAACUGGAGACACUGAGACUUUCAUUCUGCAGUAUAACAGAGGAAGGAUAUGCUGCACUGGCAUCAGCUUUGAAAUCAAACCCCUCAUCACACCUGAUGGAGCUGGAUCUCAGUGGAAACGAUCCUGGUGAUACAGGAGUGCAGAAGCUCAUUAAUCUACUAGAUAAUCCAAACAGUAACCUGAAGAAACUGAGGCUAAUGAAGUGUUCUACUGCUGAAGAAGCCUGUGAUUCUCUGACUAAAGUUCUAGGAACAAACCCCUUACUGCUGAGAGAGCUGGACCUGAGUGGAAAAUUACAAGGAGAUUCAGAAAUAAAGAAGAUCUCUGAUCUACUGGAGGAUUCACACUGCAGACCUAACAAACUUCUGCUGAAUAAGUGCAGUAUUACAGAGGAAGGCUGUGCUGCUCUGUCAUCAGCUCUUUGUUCAAAUCCUUCACACCUGAUAGAGCUGGAUCUGAGUGAGAAUCAACUAGGAACCUCUGGAGUGAAGAAGAUCUGUGAAAUGUUGAAGAAUCCUCAAUCUGUGCUACAGAAGCUACAACUUUCAUUCUGCAGUAUAACAGAGGAAGGAUAUGCUGCACUGGCAUCAGCUUUGAAAUCAAACCAUUCAUCACACCUGAUGGAGCUGGAUCUCAGUGGAAACGAUCCUGGAGAUACAGGAGUGAAGAAGCUCAUUAAUCUGCUAGAUGAUCCAAACAGUAACCUGAAGAAACUGAGGCUACUGAAGAGUUCUACUGCUGAAGAAGUCUGUGAUUCUCUGACUAAAGUUCUAGGAAUCAACCCCUUACUGCUGAGAGAGCUGGACCUGAGUGGGAAAUUACAAGGAGAUUCAGAAAUGAAGAAGAUCUCUGAUCUACUGGAGGAUUCACACUGCAGACCUAACAAACUUCUGCUGAAUAAGUGCAGUAUUACAGAGGAAGGCUGUGCUGCUCUGUCAUCAGCUCUUUGUUCAAAUCCUUCACACCUGAUAGAGCUGGAUCUGAGUGAGAAUCAACUAGGAACCUCUGGAGUGAAGAAGAUCUGUGAAAUGUUGAAGAAUCCUCAAUCUGUGCUACAGAAGCUACAACUUUCAUUCUGCAGUAUAACAGAGGAGGGAUAUGCUGCACUGGCAUCAGCUUUGAAAUCAAACCCCUCAUCACACCUGAUGGAGCUGGAUCUCAGUGGAAACGAUCCUGGAGAUACAGGAGUGCAGAAGCUCAUUAAUCUACCGGAUGAUCCAAACAGUAACCUGAAGAACCUGAGGCUACUGAAGAGUUCUACUGCUGAAGAAGCCUGUGAUUCUCUGACUAAAGUUCUAGGAAUCAACCCCUUACUGCUGAGAGAGCUGGACCUGAGUGGAAAAUUACAAGGAGAUUCAGAAAUAAAGAAGAUCUCUGAUCUACUGGAGGAUUCACACUGCAGACCUAACAAACUUCUGCUGAAUAAGUGCAGUAUUACAGAGGAAGGCUGUGCUGCUCUGUCAUCAGCUCUUUGUUCAAAUCCUUCACACCUGAUAGAGCUGGAUCUGAGUGAGAAUCAACUAGGAACCUCUGGAGUGAAGAAGAUCUGUGAAAUGUUGAAGAAUCCUCAAUCUGUGCUACAGAGGCUACAACUUUCAUUCUGCAGUAUAACAGAGGAAGGAUAUGCUGCACUGGCAUCAGCUUUGAAAUCAAACCCCUCAUCACACCUGAUAGAGCUGGAUCUCAGUGGAAACGAUCCUGGAGAUACAGGAGUGAAGAAGCUCAUUAAUCUAUCGGAUGAUCCAAACAGUAACCUGAAGAAACUGAGGCUACUGAAGAGUUCUACUGCUGAAGAAGUCUGUGAUUCUCUGACUAAAGUUCUAGGAAUCAACCCCUUACUGCUGAGAGAGCUGGACCUGAGUGGGAAAUUACAAGGAGAUUCAGAAAUGAAGAAGAUCUCUGAUCUACUGGAGGAUUCACACUGCAGACCUAACAAACUUCUGCUGAAUAAGUGCAGUAUUACAGAGGAAGGCUGUGCUGCUCUGUCAUCAGCUCUUUGUUCAAAUCCUUCACACCUGAUAGAGCUGGAUCUGAGUGAGAAUCAACUAGGAACCUCUGGAGUGAAGAAGAUCUGUGAAAUGUUGAAGAAUCCUCAAUCUGUGCUACAGAGGCUACAACUUUCAUUCUGCAGUAUAACAGAGGAAGGAUAUGCUGCACUGGCAUCAGCUUUGAAAUCAAACCCCUCAUCACACCUGAUAGAGCUGGAUCUCAGUGGAAACGAUCCUGGAGAUACAGGAGUGAAGAAGCUCAUUAAUCUAUCGGAUGAUCCAAACAGUAACCUGAAGAAACUGAGGCUACUGAAGAGUUCUACUGCUGAAGAAGUCUGUGAUUCUCUGACUAAAGUUCUAGGAAUCAACCCCUUACUGCUGAGAGAGCUGGACCUGAGUGGGAAAUUACAAGGAGAUUCAGAAAUGAAGAAGAUCUCUGAUCUACUGGAGGAUUCACACUGCAGACCUAACAAACUUCUGCUGAAUAAGUGCAGUAUUACAGAGGAAGGCUGUGCUGCUCUGUCAUCAGCUCUUUGUUCAAAUCCUUCACACCUGAUAGAGCUGGAUCUGAGUGAGAAUCAACUAGGAACCUCUGGAGUGAAGAAGAUCUGUGAAAUGUUGAAGAAUCCUCAAUCUGUGCUACAGAGGCUACAACUUUCAUUCUGCAGUAUACCAGAGGAAGGAUAUGCUGCACUGGCAUCAGCUUUGACAUCAAACCCUUCAUCACACCUGAAAGAGCUGGAUCUCAGUGGAAACAAUCCUGGAGAUACAGGAGUGAAGAAGCUCAUUAAUCUACUAGAUGAUCCAAACAGUAACCUGAAGAAACUGAGGCUACUGAAGAGUUCUACUGCUGAAGAAGUCUGUGAUUCUCUGAGUAUAGUUUUAGGAAUCAACCCCUUACUGCUGAGAGAGCUGGACCUGAGUGGAAAAUUACAAGGAGAUUCAGAAAUGAAGAAGAUCUCUGAUCUACUGGAGGAUUCACACUGCAGACCUAACAAACUUCUGCUGAAUAAGUGCAGUAUUACAGAGGAAGGCUGUGCUGCUCUGUCAUCAGCUCUUUCUUCAAAUCCUUCACACCUGAUAGAGCUGGAUCUGAGUGAGAAUCAACUAGGAACCUCUGGAGUGAAGAAGAUCUGUGAAAUGUUGAAGAAUCCUCAAUCUGUGCUACAGAGGCUACAACUUUCAUUCUGCAGUAUAACAGAGGAAGGAUAUGCUGCACUGGCAUCAGCUUUGAAAUCAAACCCCUCAUCACACCUGAUGGAGCUGGAUCUCAGUGGAAACGAUCCUGGAGAUACAGGAGUGAAGAUGCUUGUUGAUCUACAAGAUGAUCCAAACAGUAACCUGAAGAAACUGAGGUUGUUAAACAGUUCAAUGGCAGAGAAAGCCUGUGAUUCUCUGACUAAAGUUCUAGGAAUCAACCCCUUACUGCUGAGAGAGCUGGACCUGAGUGGGAAAUUACAAGGAGAUUCAGAAAUGAAGAAGAUCUCUGAUCUACUGGAGGAUUCACACUGCAGACCUAACAAACUUCUGCUGAAUAAGUGCAGUAUUACAAAGAAAGGCUGUGCUGCUCUGUCAUCAGCUCUUUCGUCAAAUCCUUCACACCUGAUAGAGCUGGAUCUGAGUGAGAAUCAACUAGGAACCUCUGGAGUGAAGAAGAUCUGUUCACUGUUGAACAAUCACUACUGUAAACUGCAGAAUCUGGGACUUUCAUUCUGCAGUAUAACACAGGAAGGAUAUGCUGCUCUGGCUUCAUCUCUGAAAUCAAACCCCUCAUCGCAACUCAUAGAGCUGGAUCUCAGAGGGAACAAUCCUGGAGAUAGAGGAGUGAAGAUGCUCACUGAUCUACUAGAGGAUUCAAACUGUAAACUGAAGAAAACAAGAUUGCUGAACAGUUCUGCUGCAGAGGAAGUCUGUGAUUCCCUGACUAAAGUUCUAGGAAUAAACUCCUUACUGCUGAGUGAUCUGGAUCUUAGUGGGAAAAUACAAGGAAACUCAGAAAUGAAAAAGGUCUCUGACCUACUGGAGGAUUCACACUGCAGAACUCAGAAACUAAAGCUGAAUAAGUGCAGUAUUACAGAGGAAGGCUGUGCUGCUCUGUCAUCAGCUCUUUCUUCAAACCCUUCACACCUGAUAGAGCUGGAUCUGAGUGAGAAUCAACUAGGAGACUCUGGAGUGAAGAAGAUCUGUUCUCUACUGAGUAAUCAGGGUUGUAAACUAAUGAAAGUGGGACUUUCAUUCUGCAGUAUAACAGAGGAAGGAUAUGCUGCUCUGGCAUCAGCUUUGAAAUCAAACCGCUCAUCACACCUGAAAGAGCUGGAUCUCAGUGGAAACGAUCCUGGAGAUACAGGAGUGCAGAAGCUCAUUAAUCUACUAGAUGAUCCAAACAGUAACCUGAAGAAACUGAGGUUUCUGAAGGCUCCUGCUGCAGAGGAAAUGUGUGACUCUCUGACAAAAGUUGUAGGAACAAACCCCUUACUGCUGAGAGAGCUGGAUCUGAGUGGGAAAACACAAGGAGUUUCAGAGCUACAGCAGCUGUGUUCUUUACUGGAAGAUGCACACUGUAAAAUUGAAAAGCUUGGGCUCAGUAACUGUAGUCUAACCCUGGAAAGCUGUGCAGUUCUAGCCGGCAUUCUCAGUUUGGACUCCUCCCGUGUGAGAAAGAUGGACCUCAGCAACAACAAUCUUCAGGAUUCAGGAAUGCAGCACCUCACUGGUGGGCUGACUAAUGCAAACUGUAAACUGGAGAUUAUGAUGCUUCAAACAUGUGCCUUAACGAAGGAAAGCUGUUCAGCUCUAACUGAUGUUCUUAACUCAAAGUACUCACACAUGAAUGAGCUGGAUCUGAGCAAUAAUAAUCUGGAGGAUUCUGGAGUGCUGCAGCUCUCUGCUGGACUGAAGAAUCCACAUUCGUCACUCAAAAUAAUAAGACUGAGUAACAGCAGUAUAACAGAAGAUGGGUGUGGUGCUCUGGCUUCAGCAUUGAAAUCAAACCCAUCCCACUUAAUGGACCUGGAUCUGAGUGAGAAUAUUAUAGAAAACUCAGGAGUGAAGCAACUCUGUGAUCUACUAAUGAACUCAAACUGCAUGCUACAAAAACUCGAUCUUUCAUUCUGCAGUAUAACAGAGGAAGGAUAUGCUGCUCUGGCUUCAGCUCUGAAAUCAAACCCCUUAUCACACCUGAUAGAGCUGGAUCUCAGAGGGAACGAUCCUGGAGAUACAGGAGUGAAGAAGCUUACUGAUCUACUGGAGGAUCCAAACUGUAAACUGAAGACACUGAGGUUGUUGAAAAGUUUUGCUGCAGAGGAAGCCUGCGGUUUUCUGACUAAAGCUUUAGGAACAAACCCCUUACUGCUGAGAGAGUUGGAUUUGAGUGGGAAAACUCAAGGAGUGAAUAAGAUCUGUGAUGUACUGGAGGAUUCACACUGCAAAACUAGGAAAUUAAAGCUGAAUAAGUGCAGUAUUACAGAGGAAGGCUGUGCUGCUCUGUCAUCAGCUCUUUGUUCAAAUCCUUCACACCUGAUAGAGCUGGAUCUGAGUGAGAAUCAACUAGGAGACUCUGGAGUGAAGAAGAUCUGUGGUGUGCUGGGGAAUACACUAUUCAAACUGUCCAAACUGGCGCUGGGUAACUGCAGUAUUACAGAUGAAGGCUGUGCUGCUCUGGCUUCAGCUUUCAGAACAAAUCCAUUACACCUGAGAGAGCUAAAUCUGAGUGGGAAUAAAGUAGGAAACUUUGGAGUGAAGCACCUCUCUGAAUUACUAAUGAAUUCACAGAGCACUCUGGAAAAACUGCAGAUGAAUAAGUGCAGUAUUACAGAGGAAGGCUGUGCUGCUCUGUCAUCAGCUCUUUGUUCAAAUCCUUCACACCUGAUAGAGCUGGAUCUGAGUGAGAAUCAACUAGGAGACUCUGGAGUGAAGAAGAUCUGUUCUCUACUGAGAAAGUCAAACUGCAAACUCUCAAAAUUAAAUCUUUCAUUCUGCAAUGUAACAGAGGGAGGAUAUACCGCUCUGUCUUCAGCUCUGAAAUCUAACUCCUCAUCACACCUGGUAGAGCUGGAUCUCAGAGGGAACGAUCCUGGACAUAGAGGAGUGAAGAUGCUCACUGAUCUAGUAGAUGAUCCAAACUCUAAACUGAAGACACUGAGGUUGUUAAACAGCUCUACUGCAGAGGAGUUCUGUGAUUCCCUGACUAAAGCUCUAGGAAAGAACGCCUUACUGCUGAGAAAGCUGGAUCUGAGUGGAAAAAUACAAGGAGAUUCAGGAAUGAAGAAGCUCUCUGAUCUACUGGAGGAUUCACACUGCAGAAUUACAAAGCUUUUGCUGACGAGGGGCAGUAUUACAGAGGAAGGCUGUGCUGCUCUGGCAUCAGCUCUUUGUUCAAAUCCUUCACACCUGAUAGAGCUGGAUCUGAGUGAGAAUCAACUAGGAGACUCUGGAGUGAAAAAGAUCUGUUCUCUACUGAAGAAUCUGCCCUGCAAACUAAAGAAGCUGAAUCUUUCAUUCUGCAGUUUAACAGAGGAAGGAUAUGUUGCCCUGGCCUCAGCACUGAAAUCAAGCCCCUCACCACCCCUUACAGAGCUGGACCUCAGAGGGAACAAUCCUGGAGAUACAGGAGUGAAGAUACUCACAGAUAUAUUUGGGAAUUCAAGAAAAACCCUGAGACUGCUGAAAAGCAGUGAUGCAGAGGAAGCCUGUACAUUCCUUAAUAAGAGUCUGGGUCAAAACCCUUUACUGCAGAGAGAGUUAAAUCUGAGCAGGACUGAACUAAAAGACAUCAAAGUGAAGCAGCUGUGUGCUCUACUGGAGGAUCCACACUACAGGCUGGAGAAACUCACGCUGGAUAAAUCAGGCAGUAUUACAGAGAGAGACUGUGCUGAUCUGAUUUCUGCCCUGAUCCUAAACCCCUCACACCUGAGAGAGCUGGAUCUAAGUGAGAAUAAGCUACAUGUGUCUGGAGUGCAGAAGCUUUUCCAGCUACUUGUGAAUCCUCGCUGUAAACUGGAGAAACUGAUACUCACUGACUGUAAGAUUCAAGGGGAUGGAUAUGCUGAUCUGACUUCAGCUCUGAAAUCAAACCCCUCAUCACACCUGAUAGAGCUGGAUCUCAGAGGGAAUGAUCCUGGAGAUACAGGAGUGAAGAAUCUCACUGAUCUACUAGGGGAUUCAAACUGUAAACUGAAGACACUGAGGUUGCUGAAAAGUUCUACUGCAGAGGAAGUCUGUGAUUCCCUGACUAAAGUUUUAGGAACAAAGCCCUUACUCCUGAGAGAGCUGGAUCUGAGUGGGAAAAUACAAGGAGACUCAGAAAUGAAGAAGAUCUCUGAUCUACUUAAAGACUCACACUGCAGAACAAAGACACUGAAUCUGAAUAAGUGCAGUAUUACAGAGGAAGGCUGUGCUGCUCUGUCAUCAGCUCUUUGUUCAAACCCUUCACACCUGAUAGAACUGGAUCUGAGUGAUAAUCAACUAGGAGACUCUGGAGUGAAGAAGAUCUGUUCUCUACUGAAUAAUCAGUGCUGUGAACUGCAGAAGCUGAUGAGUUCCAGUUCUUUCACAAAACAAUUCAAAGGCAUUUGUAAUGAUGAGACUAAAGUUAAAGUAAUAAAAGUGUGACUUUUAAAUAAUAGUCUAUUUAAAGCACAAAUGCACUGUAUGAUGUUUUGAUAAUGAAUAUGGUCUCUUUCCAGGCUUUCAUUCUGCAGUAUAACAGAGGAAGGAUAUGCUGCUCUGGCUUCAGCUCUAAAAUCAAAGCCCUCAUCACACCUGAUAGAGCUGGAUCUCAGAGGUAAUGAUCCUGGAGAUACAGGAGUGAAGAAGCUUACUGAUCUACUAGAGGAUUCAAACUGUAAACUGAAGACACUGAGGUUUUUGAGCAGUUUCAUGGCAGAGGAAGUCUGUGAUUCCCUGACUAAGGUUCUAGGAAAGAACCCCUUACUACUGAGACAGCUGGAUCUGAGUGGGACAAUACAAGGAAAUUCAGAACUGAAGAAGCUCUCUGAUCUACUGAAGGAUUUACACUGCAGAACACAAACAGUAAAUCUGAAUAAGUGCAGUAUUACAGAGGAAGGCUGUGCUGCUCUGUCAUCAGCUCUUUGUUCAAAUCCUUCACACCUGAUAGAGCUGGAUCUGAGUGAUAAUCAACUAGGAGACUCUGGAGUGAAGAAGAUCUGUUCUCUACUGAAUAAUCAGUGCUGUGAACUGCAGAAGCUGAAACUUAUAUGCUGCAGUAUAACAGAGGAUGGAUAUGCUGCUCUGGCUUCAGCUCUGAAAUCAAACCCCUUGUCACACCUGAUAGAGCUGGAUCUCAGAGGGAACGAUCCUGGAGAUACAGGAGUGAGGGAGCUCACUGAUUUAAUAGAGGAUUCAAACUGUAAACUGAAGACACUGAGACUGCUGAAAAGUGAUGAUGCAGAGGAAGCCUGUGAAGUUCUUAAUAAGAGUCUGGGUAAAAACCCUUUACUGCAGAGAGAGUUAGAUCUGAGCAGGACUGAACUGAAAGACAUCAAAGUGAAGCAGCUGUGUGCUCUACUGGAGGAUCCACACUACAGAUUGGAGAAAAUUACGUUGCGUGACUACCUUAUUACAGAUGAGGACUGUGCUGCUCUGGCUUCAGCUUUCAAAACAAAUUCAUCACACCUGAGAGAGCUGGAUCUCACUGGGAAUAAAAUAGGAAACUCUGGAGUGAAGCAGAUCUCUGAGUUAUUAACGGAUACGCAGAGCAAUCUGGAAAAACUUAAUCUUUCAUUCUGCAGUGUAACAGAUGGAGGAUUUGCUGCUCUGGCUUCAGCUCUGAAAUCAAACUGCUCAUCACACCUGAUAGAGCUGGAUCUCAGAGGGAACGAUUUUGGACAGAUAGAACUGAAGGAGCUCAUUCAUUUAAUAGAGGAUUCAAACUGUAAGCUGAAGACACUGAGACUGUUAAACAGCUCUACUGCAGAGGAAGUCUGUGAUUCCCUGACUACAGCUCUAGGAAUAAACCCCUUACUGCUGACAGAGCUGGAUCUGAGUGGGAAAAUACAAGGAGAUACAGCACUGAAGAAUAUCUCUGACCUGCUAAAGGAUUCACACUACAGAAUUCAGAAACUGAAGCUGAAUAAGUGCAGUAUUACAGAGGAAGGCUGUGCUGCUCUGUCAUCAGCUCUUUGUUCAAAUCCUUCACACCUGAUAGAGCUGGAUCUGAGUGAGAAUCAACUAGGAAACUCUGGAGUGAAUAAGAUCUGUUCUCUACUGAACAAUCAGUGCUGUGAACUGCAGAAGCUGAAUCUUUCAUUCUGCAGUAUAACAGAGGAAGGAUAUGCUGCUCUGGGUUCAGCUCUAAAAUCAAAGCCCUCAUCACACCUGAUAGAGCUGGAUCUCAGAGGUAAUGAUCCUGGAGAUACAGGAGUGAAGGAGCUCACAGACAUAUUCAUGAAUUCAAAGAAAACACUGAGACUGCUGAACAGUGAUGAUGCAGAGGAAGCCUGGAAACGUCUUAAUGAGAUUCUGGGUAGAAACCCCUUACUGCAGAGAGAGUUAGAUCUGAGCAUGAAAGUACCAAAUGACAUUCAAGUGAAACAGCUCUGUGCUCUACUCCAGGAUCCACACUACAGACUGGAAAAACUUAAGCUGUCUAAAUCAGGCAGUGUUAAAGGUGAUCACUGUGCUGAUCUGGUUUCUGCUCUGAUCGUAAACCCCUCACACCUGAGAGAGCUGGAUCUGAAUGAGAAUAAACUAAACAAGUCAGGAGUGGAGAAGCUCUGCAUUCUACUGAAGAAUCCUGACUGUAAACUGGAGAAACUGAAGAUUAAAAAGGGCAGUAUAGAAGAGGAAGGCUGUGCUGCUCUGGCUUCAGCUUUAACCUCAAACCCUUCAUACCUGAGAGAGCUGGAUCUGUACAAGAACAAACUUGGAAAGUCAGGAGUGGAGAAUCUCUGCAACCUACUGAAGAAUCCUCACUGUAAACUGGAGAAUCUGAAACUAGUUGAGAGUUUACCAGAUAAAUCCUGUGCAGCUCUGGUUUCAGCUCUUUGUGGAAAUCCAUCAUAUAUCAGAGAUCUGAACCUGAACAAGAAUAAACUAGACGAGUCAGGAGUGGAGAAUCUCUGCAACCUACUGAAGAAUCCUCACUGUAAACUGGAGAAACUGAAACUAGUUGAGAUUUUACCAGAUAAAUCCUGUGCAGCUCUGGUUUCAGCUCUUUGUGGAAAUCCAUCAUAUAUCAGAGAUCUGAACCUGAACAAGAAUAAACUAGACGAGUCAGGACUGAAAGAGCUCUGCAACCUACUGAAGAAUCCUCACUGUAAACUGGAGAAACUGAAACUAGCCAACACUAUGACAGACAAAUCCUGUGCAGCUCUGGUUUCAGCUCUUUGUGAAAAUCCAUCAUAUAUCAGAAAUCUGGAUCUGACUGAUAAUAAACUGGGAGAUUCAGGAAUGAAGAAGCUCUGUGAUCUACUGAAGAAUCAGGACUGUAAAUUACAGAAGCUACUGAUUAAGAAUUGCAGUAUAGGGGAUAAAGACUAUGCUGCUCUCGCUUCAGCUGUGAGUUCACAUCACUUACAACUGAAACUUCUGGAUCUACGUGGGAAUAAACUAGGAGAGUCAGUGAUGAAGCAGCUUUCUGAGAUAAUGAUGAAAUCACAAUGCAGUCUACAAUUGGAUGCUCCAAAGGGUUGGUUAUCUUGGCUCCCUUCAUUUAACUGGAACGAAGUGGAAACAGAAGAAUCAUCAGAAGAUGAGGAAGCACAUCAUAUGACUGCAGAGGUUCAUACUGAAGUGGAUCGGGAUAAACAAAUAACAGAGGAGAGUUCAGAAGAUCAGAAUAAAAUUGAUCGAGAUGACCAGAAAACGGAGAAAAGAUCAGACGGUCCAAAUAAAAUGGAUGAGAAGAAAAUGGAAAACAGCUCAGACAAGAAGCAUGACAAGACCACAAAGGAGAACUUGGACAGUCCGAGUAAAACAGAUUGAGUCAAUGUCUCAUCAGAUGACCAUCACUGUGACCAUUAUACCAGACAUAUGGCCAUUAAAAGGUCUAUCACAAAGAUCGGAAACUCGUCUAUCACCCUUUAGUGCAGUGGUGAAAAGUUAGGAAGGAUGAGAUUCUGAGUUGAUUCAAAUUCAGUUUAGUUUCACAGGAUAACCGGUAACACUUUAUUUUAAGGAACACACAUUGGUGGCUUAUUAAGGUCUUAUUAUUUGUUCAAUAAAGCCUGAAUUAGGCACUUCUAAAUAGUUUAUUCACUAUGUAUUAAUCUUUAUUCAUUAUGAUCUGUAUUAGCACAUAAUUAGAGAUCUGUUACAUGAAAAUCAUAAAUAAUUGCCUUAUUAGUCAUUAUAACUCACAAUAAGCAAUUUCUUCGUGCCUUAUUAUGCUGAAUUACUGAGCAUGAAUUAUCACCUAUAUUAUCAUCUUAUUAGUGUACAAUUGGCAGAAUGUGAUUUCUACAGGUUCUGGAUAGCAUCAAUGCAUCACUGGAGUUUAUUUCUUCUUUAGAGCUAAUAAGAGUUUAAUAAGUCACUAAUGCUUCAGGAUUUGUUCCAUAUUCUAAAGUGAAGUUAUGAUCAGCACUAAUUAAAGGCUAAAAAGUGCUAAAUAGAGUUUCAAUAAGUCAAUUUGUUCAAUUUAUUUACUUUUAGUUGUUAAAAUGUUCAAAACUAGUUUCAGGCUUCAGAGCUUGCAUGUUGUGUAUAAUAGAUGUUUCAGGUGCUACAGUGUAAAAUAGAGUAAAAAAUGCCAAAGCAAACACUGUUAACUGAACUUAAUUUUACUAAAGACAACCUAUUACAGUUGGAAUGACAAAUUACUGCAAUAACAAAUCAAUAUCAGAAUUCAUUCAUUUGACAAUGUACAUAACAUUCCAUGUUAUUUUGAUGCUACUCCACAAAAUGCACCACUAAAGAACUAGAAUCUUACACAGGAUAUUUUUUUCUUAUGUCAUGUAAAAGCAUGCCAAGAGGACCUUCCCUCUGCUUAUUUCCCCUCCAGUAGGUCCAUUCUAUUAAAUCCAAAUGUUCCUUCAGUGAUAUUUCAGAUCUGUUGCCUCGUAGCCUCCAUACAGUGGAUUUGCAAAUGCCCCACAUCCGCUCAAUGUUUUGAGUAUGUGCCCCUGUCGUAGGCUCAACAAAAGAUUCUUCAUGAUUGACUAUGAGAUGAAGAUAACCCUCAUUAGAAAGACAGCGAUAUGAUCUCCACCCGUCUGAUAUUACUGUGCUCCCACGCCUCACGUAGUUCUUCAGGAUGGGCAUUAGGUGUCUUUCGGAUCUACGCUUCACAACGCGCAACACUGGUCUCCGCUCAUGAGCUUCAACACCCAGCAUCCCAAACACCCAUGACUUUCGGUUACUGCUUCUUCCCUGGCUGUACUGAAAUGUAAAAGACAAAAAUUUGAUGUAGAAAUAUUUCUUUUUCAUUUUAGUCCAAACAUUGCUGUAAAAUGACAAAAUGUUAAGCACAGAUAAUACUUUGUUGUAAUAUCUUUCACAAUAUAAAAAAAAGUGUAAUGCAAAAUUUGGCCCCAUACUGUGUGUUGCAAAAUAAAAUGAUGACAUGACUAAAAUUAA
This is a messenger RNA of Pygocentrus nattereri (red-bellied piranha), 23032 nucleotides long. RefSeq lists its product as uncharacterized. Gene Ontology annotation, molecular function: protein binding. Lineage: Eukaryota; Metazoa; Chordata; Actinopteri; Characiformes; Serrasalmidae. The record is from RefSeq and is a predicted model, not a curated record.